This is a messenger RNA of Diceros bicornis minor, 6553 nucleotides long. RefSeq names its product zinc finger protein 875-like. The record is from RefSeq and is a predicted model, not a curated record. The transcript is spliced from 5 exons. Gene Ontology annotation, biological process: regulation of transcription by RNA polymerase II. Lineage: Eukaryota; Metazoa; Chordata; Mammalia; Perissodactyla; Rhinocerotidae. Gene Ontology annotation, molecular function: DNA-binding transcription factor activity, RNA polymerase II-specific; zinc ion binding; RNA polymerase II cis-regulatory region sequence-specific DNA binding. The coding region runs from base 439 to 2370 and encodes 643 amino acids.
CCACAUUCCCUAGAAUCUUCGCACGUUUCUGCGAUGCUCUCGGUGUCCACAGAUCUCACUGGCCUUCGGAGGAGAAACCUGUGAACCUCGCGGUCUGGGCAUCCUAACAACCGGCUCCUAAACUUGGUUGUAUGACAGGCGCCGCAACUCACUCUCCGCCUCUCUGUCUCCAAGACUACACUCUCCAGAGGCCUCUGCGGCCACUUCCGUCCUCCCUCACGCUCGCCGCUGAGCGUGCAGCGUUGACGUAGUAGGGACACUUCCGGUUGGCGGGUCCAGCCCAUUAGCCUGGAUGGGCCUGCUUAGGCUGGUGUCUCCCACGGUUCUGCACUUCGUUCCCCGGGCUUCAGCCUCAGGAUUGGCAGCGUGCACCCCGCGUUCCAUCUGUCUUCUGAGACUUUGCCCUUCUCCAGGGAGAACACUCAGGAGACCAGGAAAAUGGCCACGGGGCUCCUGAAAGAGGCGUUCGUGGCGUUCAGGGACGUGGCUGUGGACUUCACCCAGGAGGAGUGGAGGCUGCUGAGCCCUGCCCAGAGGACCCUGCACAGGGAAGUGAUGCUGGAGACCUACAACCACCUGGUCUCGCUGGAAAUUCCGCUUUCCAAACCAAAACCCAUUUCUCAGCUGGAGCAAGAGGAAGAGCCCUGGGUAGAGGAGAGACAACAUCCGCUGGGCCUCCGUCCAGCAGGAUCAAAGCUAGAAAUUCAACCUUGUCCCUCCUGCCCUCUGGCAUUCUCUAGUCAGCAAGCCCUCAGCCAGCAUGUGUGGCUCAGUCAUCUCCCUCAGCUAUUCUCAAGUUUAUGUGCAGGAAAUCAUCUCUAUCCAGGGAAACACUAUCCAGAAGAUCAGAAACAGCAGCAGGAGCAGCUCUUUGAUCAAACCUGCUCCAGCGACGAAGCAGAAAUUCAAGAGAAAGAAGAGGGCUCCAAAGCCUUGUUUGGGAGAGUAAGCAAAAGCAACAUUUCAAAGGCAUUCUCCAGCCCACCAGAAGAGCAGCCAGUAAGGUCCAAGGAAGACAGAACAGUGGUGGAUAUAGGGCCCAGCCCAGACCAGAGGACACACUUUGAGGAAACAGACAAAGUAUUGCAUGGUUUAGAAGUCUCAGGAUUUGGAGCAAUCAAAUAUAGAGACUUGGGGCUAGGCUUUAGCAAGGGGUCAAACCUGCUCAGCCUCCCGAAGACACUCCUGGGGGAGACACCUUAUACGUACAGUGAGUGGGGACAGAGCUUUAGCAGUAUAUCAGUCCUCAUCAAAAACCAGAGGACACACUCUGGAGAAAAGCCUUAUGUGUGCAGGGAAUGCGGACGAGGCUUUACCUGGAAGUCAAACCUUGUCACACACCAGAGGACACACUCAGGAGAGAAACCUUAUGUGUGCAAGGAGUGUGGACGAGGCUUUACUUGGAAAUCAAACCUCUUCACACAUCAGAGGACACACUCAGGGGUCAAGCCUUAUGUGUGCAAGGAAUGUGGGCAGAGCUUUAGCCUAAAGUCAAACCUCGUCACACACCAGAGGGCACACUCGGGGGAGAAGCCUUUUGUGUGCAGGGAAUGUGGGCGAGGCUUUUGCCAGCAUUCACACCUCAUCAGACAUAAGAGGACACAUUCAGGAGAGAAGCCGUAUGUGUGCAGGGAGUGUGAGCAAGGCUUUAGCCAGAAGUCACACCUCAUUAGACACUUAAGGACACACACAGGAGAGAAGCCUUAUGUAUGCACAGAAUGUGGGCGUCACUUUAGCUGGAAGUCAAACCUCAAGACACACCAGAGGACACACUCAGGGCUUAAACCUUAUGUGUGCCUGGAGUGUGGGCAGUGCUUUAGCCUGAAGUCAAACCUUAACAAACACCAGAGGUCACACACAGGAGAGAAGCCGUUUGUGUGCAGAGAAUGUGGGCGAGGCUUUACCCGUAAAUCAACCCUCAUCACACACCAGAGGACUCACUCAGGGGAGAAGCCAUUUGUAUGUGUGGAAUGUGGGCGAGGUUUUAAUGAUAAGUCAACCCUCAUCUCACACCAGAGGACACAUUCAGGGGAAAAGCCUUUCAUAUGCAGGGAGUGUGGUAGAAAGUUUAGCCAAAAGCCAAACCUAUUUAGGCACAAGAGGGCACACUCAGGUGAUAUCCCCUUUGUGUGCAGAGAGUGUGGGCAAGGCUUUUGUGAUAAGUUAACUCUCAUUACACACCAGAGGGCACACUCAGGGGGGAAGCCUCAUGUGUGCAGGGAGUGUGGGCAAGGCUUUAGCCGGCAGUCACACCUUAUUAGACACCAGAGGAUACAUUCAGGAGAGAAGCCUUAUGUUUGUAGAAAGUGUGGACGAGGCUUUAGUCGGAAAUCAAACCUCAUCAGACAUCAGAGGACACACUCAGGAUAGAAACCUUGUGUGUACAAGGAGUGUAGUGAAACCUUUAGUCAAGAGUCACACUUCAUGAGACACCAGAGGUCACACUCAGGGCUGUGGCUUUAGUAGUAAGUCAACCAUUGCCAGACACCAAAGUGGAGACAUCUUAUGUGCGAUGGGAGUAUUCACGAGGCUGUUAAUGGUAAGAUUCAACAUCUCCAAUCCACCUGAAGGAGAGUUGCUGGCCUGUUUUCUGGAUCUCUGGCUUUCCCUAGUGGGGCUGGUGGUUGUGGAAGGUCUCUCAGGUAACUUGAUGAAGGGAGUACUUCUAAACAGGUUGAGGUUAGGGAACAGAGACUAUUCCAAUGUCAUUUCCCAAGUACACCUGCAUACUCCUUCUGCAGUAACCUGGAUGUUACAGAAACAACAAUACUACAGCUUGUCUCUAAUGUCUGUCUGACCUUCUGAGAACAAGAGGCUUAACAGACACCAUGGCUGAUUUAAUCUUGCUUCCCCAGAGCAUGCCCCAGCAGAGUCAGCUUCAGGGAGAGUUUGGGAAAUGGUGAAUUCAUGGGGACAGAGCACAUGGGUAGAGGAAGGUUUUAUUAUGCAAAGGGCUGACAGGUAAGAAAGAUUGUAACUGUCUUAGCUCUAGGUUUUGGGAAGGAGUAUCUGUUUUUGGAAAUACUGUCCCUGUGCUUGCUUACCGGGGCUUUCUCUGGUUUCCAGAUUGAAUCCAUAUUGAAGAUAAUUUUAUUGACUGGUGUAUUUAGACUAGAACUGUAUUAUGUGCUUUUAUGAAGAAAACACACACUUAAAUAUAAAAAUAGAAAAUGAAAUUCCUUUCUAUUUUUCUUUGAAUUACCAUACAAUAUCCCACAGGUAAUUCUUCAGUUUAAAUCUUUCUAACCAUUGUAAAAUAUGCUAUUUUUCUGGUUGGGAAUACGCUCUUUUUGAAAAUGGCAGUGUCCCACAAAUUAACUUACAAUCCUGGGCCAAGUCCCCUGCUUUUUCGUGGAGCUUGACUGAAUGAUUCUUAAUUUUAUUUGGAAAGUGAAAUUUCCAAGAAUGGGCAGGAAAAUAUAUGAACCGUAUAAUAACAUGUCUUUUUACGUGUGUACAGGUAUUUAGAGUAGAUCUUUAGAACCAGAUAAAAAAUAGAAAAACAAACUCAUUUAUAUAUGAGUAUUUAGAAAAUGAUGGAGCAGGAUUUCAACCUAGUGUGAAAAUGGCAAGUACAAGUUUCAGUGUUUGACUCAUUGGCUCUCAGUGUAAGGAGAAAAUAAACAUAGCUCCCAAAGUCUCAAUAUCCAAAGGAGUUCGAGUUAGGGAAGCACUGUCUCAAAUAAUAUGAGGUGUAGGAGUCUUAAUAUUUGUUCAACAUCUAAGUUUGAGUAGAGCGAGCAGAACUUGGUGCAAAAUUAUGAAACAUUAUCCUAGAUGGAGCAGUGGGCAUGGCCUGCGCUUCUCAUCCCUCCCCAUGGUAGUUCCUGACCUCAUGUUCUUACUCCUCAAUAGAAAAAUACCCUUUGAGUCUUAGAAUUUAAUUAUUCUUUUCCAUAAACUCAUAUCACAAAGAUUCCAAAAUUAAACAUGUAUCUUAUACUGUUUUUUAACUUUCAGAAGGAAUAUUACAGUUUUCAAGGUAAUUGGUCCAUAAAACUAAAAGAUUUUGGCUUUAAUUGUUUGAGAUUCUCAACAAGAAAAAAUAGAACACUGCUGGUAUAUGAAGACUCAGAUAAAUUCAAAGAGCUAAAACCCUGGGAGACAGUUUCUUUGGAGAAGCAACCAAACAGAGAAGGCUGGAAAUGUUCUGAGGAAGGGACAGAAAGAAGCCCUAUCCUUUGGCCCUGCCCGGGCCCCACCUCUGCUGAUUCUUAAACCCACAUCAAUCCCUCUGCUUAGAACCUCCCAGAAGAGACAGAAUUGGCACAGCUAACCUGAGUUGUCCACCUGGGCCUCACAUUAAAAUUUAGUGUGCCAAUUUGGAAGCUGAUUAGGAGGCAAGUACCACAUAGUAUUCAGAUAUGUGAAUCUUCUCAGUCUUUUGUUUUUACUUUGUUCCAGUCUCAGUCUGGACUAGCCAUCCACUAGUGCAUAUAUUUCAUAUCCUGAGGUGACAGCUCUAGAUGUUUAAAACAAACAGAAAAAGUGCCCCAGAGCAACUACUGCCUAUCCUACCACUCCCAUGGUAAAUAGUAGACUAUGCUGCAUGGAGAAAAUUUUGAAGAAAAGAUGAUAAAUGGUAUGAAACAAUGAAUAUUCCUUCAAAUCCAUAAACCUGUUAUGGACACCAUUGAAAUGUUCCAUUUUAAAAUGAGUGGCAAGAUCAGCCCUGAGCUAACAUCCGUGCUAAUCGUCCUCUUUUUGCUGAGGAAGACCAGCUCUGAGCUAACAUCUAUUGCCAAUCCUCCUCCUUCCCCCCCCACCCCCGAAAGCCCCAGUAGAUAGUUGUAUGUCAUAGCUGCACAUCUUUCUAGUUGCUGUAUGUGGGACGCAGCCUCAACAUGGCGAGAGAGGUGGUGCGUCGGUGUGCACCCAGGAUCCGAACCUGGGCUGCCAGUGGCGGAGCGCGCGCACUUAACCGCUAAACCAAGGGGCCGGCCCAUAUGCUUUUAAUUUUGAGAUAAUUGUAGAUUCAUAUGCAGUUGUAAGAAAUUAUAUAGAGAGAUCCCAUGUGCUCUUUGCUCAGUUUACCCCAAUGGUAAUAUCUUGCAAAACUAUAGUACAAUAUCAUAACCAGGAUACUAAACUUGAUGUGUACACACCUUUUAAAUAUUUUAUGUAAUGAAAAGAGAGAUACACAUAGAGCCCUUCUUCAUGCUGAAGUGUGAAGUUGUUUCAAGGAAAUGCACUUCUCUGCUUGUUUGAGUUGUGAGCGGAGCUAGACUUUUUUUUAUGGACACCAAUUUUAUUUGAAAGAAUAACUGACAAAUUUUGAAUAAGAUGAUUCAGACUUGGCUAUUUGGUGGAUAUUUUUGUCAAAAAUGAAGUGAUUUUUGAAAACUGGCAGUAAUUUUUGUUAAUUUGACUUUCAAGGAAAAAAUUUGAAUAUUGAAAAACAAAUAUCUGCCACCAUGAACUUGACAGCUUCCCAAUACUUAGUCUUUUGCGAUAAGAUUAAUGAAUGUGAUUUUAUAAUCCAUAUAAUGAAAUAUGUCAAUAUUUGGAAGAUCUGCCUAAUUCAUUGAACUAAUCUUUUCCAAAUGAUUAGUGCAUGAUGCUGCAAAAUCAUUCAUGAGUAUAUUAAAGUAUAAGAUAGACAAAUGGAUUUUAAUUUAAAGAGAGAAAGGCCAGAUUCUACAUUAUAAGUAACCUUUAAAAAAUUACCACUUGUUGAUUUUUGGUGUAGUAUCAAAGAAUAUCAAAGAAUAAUAUGACAAGUAUCUGAAAAGGCCAUUAGAAUACUCCUCCGUUUUCUAACUCUGUAUCUUGUGAGGCCACAUUUUCUUGAUCUCAACAGAUUAAAUGGAGGAGCACAUAUGAAAUACCAGCUAUCUUCUAUUAAACUAGACAUUGAAGACAUUUGGAAAAAUAUAAAAUAAUGCCACUAUGCUCACUGAUUUAUUUUUUUGGUGGAAGAUAUUCAAACCCAAGUGAAAGUGAAACAUCUUACUUUUCACCUUUAAGUGUCUUGUUUCUAGAUGUUGAUGGUCUGUAUUCCACAGUGAAAAAUGCUUCACACACACACACCAGAAAAAAAUGUUACAUGUCGUAAUACCUAACAUACAUAUAAUAGCUAUGCUUUAUAUAAUUUAAACUAGGCAUAGAAGAAAAUUACCAAAUAAAACAAAUACAAAGAAAAUGCUUCUUAACACCCACUGACAGGUGUAAACCUUCGAUCUGAAGUAUGCUGCUCUAUCUAGACAAAACAAAUCUCGGAGCAUAUUCAGUUCUAGAGCUAAAUUACAUAAUUGCUUGAUCUCCUCCAUGCUUGUGCCUAUGUCUCUUUCUGAAUAUUCUUGCCAAAUAUUUUUUCUAUUUUUUUAUCUAACAAGCAGCUUUAUGGUUUUAGUCAUCUCUUUAGUGUGUCUUUUUUUAUGUAUUUUGUUAAUUUGUGUUAAUAUUUACCAAUUUCCUCAAGUUAAUUUCUUUUUUGUUGUAUUGCUAUGUCAAGCUUAUUUAAUCAUAAUUCAGCUCAUUUAUCUUCCUUUCUACUGAUCUUCUGAAAGUCAGUUCAUUUCAAGUGGCUUAUAAUUUUCAUUUUUAUUUUCUC